AUGGACAAGACCAACUGCACCAGUGUGUCCUAUUUCAUUCUCUUAGGAAUUUCUACGUACCGAGAAGAGCAGAUUCCACUCUUCCUCCUUUUUCUAUUCAUGUACAUGAUCAACAUGGCUGGCAACCUUGCCAUCGUCACACUGAUUGUCUCUAGUCCACGCCUCCACACCCCCAUGUACAUCUUCCUCAGUAACUUGGCCUUGGCAGACAUCUGCUUCACCUCCACCACCGUCCCCAAAAUGCUACAGAAUGUUUUCUCCUCUACCAAGGCCAUUUCUUACAUGGGCUGUUUAGCCCAGACUUACUUCUUUAUUUGCUUUGCAGCUAUGGAAAACUUCCUGUUGGCGGUGAUGGCCUAUGACAGGUACACUGCCAUCUGUCACCCUUUCCGCUACCAUCUGAUCCUGACCAGGAGGCUGUGUGUGCAGAUGGUGGCUGGGUGCCAUGUCCUCUCCCACCUUCAUGCUCUCUUGCACACCUUUCUCAUGGGCCAACUGAUCUUCUGCACAGAGAACAGGAUCCCUCACUUCUUCUGUGACCUUUACCCUCUGAUGCAGAUUUCUUGUAGCAGUGCCCACCUUAACACCCUGAUGGUCCACACAGAGGGUGUGGUUGUCAUCAGUGGAGCUCUAGCCUUCAUCAUUGCCUCCUAUGCCUGCAUCAUCUCAGCAGUCCUCUGGAUCCCCUCGGCCAAGGGCAAGUGGAAAGCCUUUUCUACCUGUGGCUCCCACCUGACUGUGGUGGCCAUCUUCUACGGCACUCUCACCUGGGUCUACUUCAGGCCCCUUUCCAGCUAUUCAGUGACUACGGGCCGCAUUGUGACAGUCAUGUACACAGUGGUCACGCCCAUGCUGAAUCCCUUUAUCUACAGCCUGAGGAAUGGAGAUGUCAAAGGGGCCUUCGGGAAAUGGAUGAGCAGACUACAGACUUUUCUCUUUUUAGAUAAAAUCCCAAAACAAUUCUGA
Ochotona princeps (American pika) is the source of this 966-nucleotide messenger RNA. RefSeq names its product olfactory receptor 1Q1. NCBI's taxonomy places the organism in Eukaryota, Metazoa, Chordata, Mammalia, Lagomorpha, Ochotonidae. The record is from RefSeq and is a predicted model, not a curated record. The coding region runs from base 1 to 966 and encodes 321 amino acids. Gene Ontology annotation, biological process: G protein-coupled receptor signaling pathway. The transcript has a single exon. Gene Ontology annotation, cellular component: membrane. Gene Ontology annotation, molecular function: G protein-coupled receptor activity; olfactory receptor activity.